Molecule: messenger RNA, 2371 nt
Organism: Phoenix dactylifera (date palm)
Lineage: Eukaryota; Viridiplantae; Streptophyta; Magnoliopsida; Arecales; Arecaceae
Product: putative methylesterase 12, chloroplastic
Biological process (GO): jasmonic acid metabolic process; salicylic acid metabolic process
Molecular function (GO): methyl salicylate esterase activity; methyl jasmonate esterase activity; methyl indole-3-acetate esterase activity
Source: RefSeq, a predicted model, not a curated record
CAAGCGUUUGAAAAUAGCCUCGCUUUAACUCGCUUCCCCGGUCGUUGAAUCUCUCUCUCUCAGGGAAACAAUCUGAGCUCAUCCAUCGUUGUCUUCCUUUAGAGUAAUCACUGCCCAGGCUUUCUCUUAGCACUUUGGUUUCCCACCCAGAGAUGGAGUGUGGAGCCAGUUUCUGGUGAUACCGAGCCGAAAAAUACGUGAUUUGGCUGUGGUUCCUCUUGAGCAUCGCCUAUUCUCGUAGGAAGAAGACGGAAUCUUUGCAAAAUCUCUGUCGUUUUUUCUCAAAUCUGUAAUUCUCAGCCAUUUCUCGGAUUUUUUUGCUAGUUUUUAUGUCAGUGAUUCCUCAAAAUCGCUUCUUCUGUCCAUCAGUUAGAUUUUCUGUUUGUUUCUCGUUUUACUGGAAACCCUAUCGAGAACCAUCUCUUAUUUUUAGGCUAUGAUUUUUCUUAAGGUUUCCAUUCGCCACCUUCAUUGUAUCGCAGAAUCCCUUCCGGGGUUGCCGCAAUAUCGAAUCUUUCAAGGUCUCGGUGUUGAAAUCUUGUCAUUUACUCGAUUAUAACAGAGAAUCUCUACCAUAAGAUCUCUCCUUUCCAGUUCUCCAGCUGGGAAAUCAGCUGAAUCUUCUGGUGUGAUCUCAUGGGAGUUGCUCUUAAUUCUAUUUGACAUCCCUAUAUCAAAUUCUUCUCCGCCACUUCGGCCAAGAAGCAUCCUUGGAUCUCAUUUGGCCAAGCUUGUUCAACUGUUCUCGAUCACUGUCAAAAGAUUUUAUGUAGGUGCCUUGUCGUGCUUUAGUUGUCUUCUUCUCAAGUAAUUAAUUCCAUGGGCAACGCAUUGAUUUGCUUAUCAAAGAAGGAGAGAGGUGGCAUCGGGUCACGGAGCAAGCGAACCUCGAAUUCGAGGUCACAGAGGAAGAUGGUGUCCGAAGAGGAGCAGCUGCAUCGCCAGGCCCUGGCUUUGGCGAUCCAGCAGCACCAGCUAUCGCAGCGGUUCGAUGGCUCGAUGUCCCGGAGGAUUGGGUCCACAAGCUCUCGGAGGCGGGACCUUCCUGAUUCAAUCACCAAUGGAAAGCAGGUCCCAGUUUCUCUCGAGAAUCUUGAAACAAAGAAAAUUAUUCUAGUCCAUGGAGAAGGAUUUGGAGCGUGGUGUUGGUACAAGACUAUUUCUCUGUUGGAGGAAGUAGGAAUGCAGCCUGUUGCUCUGGAUCUCACAGGGUCUGGGAUAGACCACACCGAUACAAAUAGCAUAACAACUUUGGCAGACUACACAAAGCCAUUGAUAAAUUACCUGCAAGACCUUCCUGAGGAUGAAAAGGUUAUUUUGGUUGGCCAUAGCUGUGGAGGUGCUAGCAUGUCGUAUGCACUAGAGUGUUUCCCAAAAAAGAUCACCAAAGCAGUAUUUGUUAGUGCUACAAUGGUACUGGAUGGGCAAAGACCUUUCGAUGUGUUUGCUGAAGAACUAGCAUCUGCUGAUGUUUUCUUGCAAGAGUCUCGAUUUCUAGUCUAUGGCAAUGGAAGAGACAAGUCUCCUACUGGCCUUGUGUUGGACAAGCAACAAAUUAAAGGACUAUACUUCAACCAGAGUCCUUCCAAGGAUAUAUCUUUGGCCGCAGUAUCAAUGAGACCCAUCCCACUGGCACCAAUCAUGGAGAAGCUGUCUCUAACCCCAGAAAACUAUGGCUCUGUCCAUCGGUAUUUCAUCCAAACACUUGAUGACCGCAUAGUCUCACCCGACAUCCAGGAGAAGCUGGUCCGGGAGAACCCACCUCACAGGGUCUACAAGAUCAAAGGCAGCGAUCACUGCCCGUUCUUCUCAAAGCCACAGUCUCUGAACAAAAUUUUGCUUGAAAUCGCCCAGCUCUAAUAGAUACUGCAGGUUCCAUGAGGUUACAGUAGAAUGAAAUGGCCUAUGAGCUAUAGGCCGUAUAGAAUCGGUCAGCUAAUAGGAUUCACAGAAGAAGAUAUUUUAUUAAAAAUUUUGGAUGUCUGGGAGGAGAAACAUGCUCAAAUAAUGUUGAUUGGAAAGGGUGAGUCCUACAGAAAUGCCUGUAAAUCUGAAAGCUGCUUUCCAUCCAUCAAGUAUGGAGCGAAUUGAUCAUCGCAGAUAUCGUUCAUUUCAGUGAGACUAGGCACCUUCCGGGCUUCAGAGAGUGCUAACGUCUCCUUAAUUGGUUCUACCUGGGUUGCAGGAAAGAACCAUCUGCCUUGACUACUGCACCUGCUCCCAAAGCUAAUUUAUUUUCGGACAUUUCUGAGCUUUCUAAUGCUUGUAUAAGUAGCUACCAAAUGUUCCUCAAGAACCUUGACAUCAGAUUAUGAGAUUUAAUAUAUGGGAGUACGUAGAUGUUGAAUCUACUUAGUUAUUUGCAUGAUCA